Paramisgurnus dabryanus is the source of this 6513-nucleotide messenger RNA. RefSeq names its product helicase with zinc finger (gene helz). Gene Ontology annotation, molecular function: helicase activity; metal ion binding. Gene Ontology annotation, cellular component: cytosol; P granule. Gene Ontology annotation, biological process: regulatory ncRNA-mediated post-transcriptional gene silencing. The record is from RefSeq and is a predicted model, not a curated record. Lineage: Eukaryota; Metazoa; Chordata; Actinopteri; Cypriniformes; Cobitidae.
CAGAAAUAUUUGACCCAUAAUGCACCGCUAGGCUGACAAGUGGAUCCAAGAUGGCGUAGAAAGUAAAGCUAGAAACUCUGUCCCAGAGUCAUGGAGGACAGAAGGCCACAGAAGUCAUGUGACGAGGCCAUUGGAUCAUUAGUGAGGCAGGAGUAUGAGGCAGCAGUGGCUCACAGCACAGAGGCCCUGCAGGCCAUGGGACCCCGGACGCCGACCCCCGGCACGACCCUCCUUCGCAAUCGCGCCUUGCUCUACCGCAUAGCAGCACGGCUGCAGCUGAAGGACUACGACCAGGCAGAUGAAGACUGCAAGCAUGUGUUUGCUGAGGAACUGGGGGCGGGAGAAGACAGUUUCAGGGCGGGGCUUCAGAAUCUGAUGCUGGAUGGAAGCUUACAGGAAGUGUGCAGUGUUCUCUCUAAAGCACUUUAUGGAGAACCAAUGAAUGGCAUCAUGACUAAAGACAUGACACGACUGAAGAGGUUGCUCUCAGAAAUAGAGGCUGUGAGGAGUAAAGCGGCCUCAGAAUUGACUGAAGAGACCGAGGAGGAUGUUCAGGAGGGCUGGCAGUUUCGAGCUCCUCCUAGAGGGGUCACCAGUAGCGAGGAGUACACGCUGUGUAAAAGGUUUUUGGAGCAAGGUUUGUGUCGGUACGGGGCUCAGUGCACAUCGGCUCACUCGCAGGAGGAACUGACGGAGUGGCAGCGGCGUUACGCCUCUCGACUGAUCCGUCUCAAGCAGCAGCAAGAUGGGAAACAUUUCACUGAAAACUACAUGGAGGCGCUCAUUGAGAAAUGGAUCAAUUCGCUCUCACCUGAGAGAGUGAUGAAUGACUGCGUGGAUGGAGUGACUGUGGAGCACAGCUCAGGCCUCUCUAUUACCGUCCACAGCAAAAAAUCAUCCCAUGCCUGGACAUUUACUCUUUUCUGCAAGCCGGUGCGUACGCUGCACCGCGUCGCUUUGCUUUACGAUGCCAACCGUCCACACUUCUCCAUCACGGCGGUUUCGGCCGGGGAUGCGUCUACCCAGGUACCUCAGGAGGUUUCUGAGAGAGGCUGCCAGGAGUGGAGCUCAGUCGGCCUGGUACAGAACGGUAUGGAUCACUGCGUUUACACUGUGGUGGUGUCAUUUAGCACAGAGAUCUUCGGGACGUUUCGUCAGACCGUGGUGUUUGAUUUCGGCUCUGAGCCCGUGCUCAUGCAGCGUGUGAUGGUGGAUGCUGCCUCUAUUGAAGAUCUCGAGCAUCUGAUGCAAGCUCGACAGCAGCUUCUGAUGACUGCUAAGCGCUGGGACUCGUCGUGUAAAACCAUUGUGGAGUUCGUCCCCAAUGAGAACAUGGAGCUGGAGCGUAGCCUGCUAACCAGAUAUCAGAUCCCGCUAUCUGCCGAUCAGCUCUUCACCCAGUCUGUCCUGGACAAAACCCUCACCAGAGAUAACUAUCAGUCCCGCUUUCACGACCUGCUCUACAUCGAGGAAAUUGCUCAGUACAAAGAAGUCAGCAAGUUCAACAUCAAGGUUAACCUGCAGCUGGUGACGAGCUUUAUGUUGACUGGCAUUUCCGGCGGAGCAAAGUACGCUCAGAACGGACAACUAUUCGCGCGCUUCAAGCUGACAGAGACUUUGUCUGAAGACACGCUAGCCGGACGACUCGUCAUGACAAAGGUCAACUCUGUGCUGCUCUUGCCUGUUUUUAAAGAACGACUAGGUCCGAACCAGCCGUCGGGAGCCAAGGAACGCGUGUAUGAAGCUCUGAUUGAAGAAAAGACAAAAGACUACAUUUUCCUGCGCAUCUGUAAGGACUGCUGCGAGGAGCUCGGGCUCAUGGCAGAUCAGGAGCUACAGGUCGAGCUGCAGUUUCAGUUGAACAGACUUCCUCUGUGCGAGAUGCACUAUGCUCUGGAUCGCAUCAGAGAUAACAGCAUACUAUUUCCAGAUGCCAGCCUCACUCCAACAAUACCCUGGAGUCCCAACAGUUUGAAUCCCCUGUGCCACAGGCAGUGGGACGAGCAGCUGGAUCCCCGUCUGAACGCCAAACAGAAGGAGGCUAUUCUGGCCAUCACCACCCCCCUCACCAUCAGCCUCCCGCCGGUGCUCAUCAUCGGACCCUACGGCACAGGCAAGACCUUCACGCUGGCCCAGGCUGUCAAACACAUCCUCAAACAGCCCGAGACACGAGUUCUGAUCUGUACCCAUUCAAACAGCGCUGCGGAUCUCUACAUUAAAGAUUAUUUUCAUCCAUACGUGGAGGCUGGCAAUCCACACGCACGACCUCUCAGGGUUUACUUCAGGAACCGUUGGGUGAAGACGGUACACCCGGUGGUGCAACAGUACUGCCUGAUCUCCGGCGCGUACUUCACCUUCCAGAUGCCCACGCGACAGGACGUAGAGCGCCACCGUGUGGUUGUGGUUACACUCAGCACGUCCCAGUACCUCUGCCAGCUUGACCUGGAGCCAGGGAUCUUCACACACAUCCUGUUGGACGAGGCAGCACAAGCCAUGGAGUGUGAGACCAUCAUGCCGCUAGCCUUGGCCAAUAAAGCCACUCGUGUGGUGCUGGCAGGAGAUCACAUGCAGCUCAGUCCAUUCGUGUACAGCGAGUUUGCGCGGGAGAGGAACCUGCACGUCUCUCUGCUGGACCGUCUGUACGAGCAUUACCCCUCCGAAUAUCCCUGCAGGAUCCUGCUGUGCGAAAACUACCGCUCUCAUGAGGCAAUCAUCAACUAUACAUCUGAUCUCUUCUAUGACGGCAAACUGAUGGCCAGUGGGAAACAGCCGCCCCAUAAAGAUUUCUACCCUCUCACUUUCUUCACUGCACGUGGAGAGGACGUCCAGGAGAAGAACAGCACAGCUUACUAUAACAACGCUGAGGUUUUUGAGAUAGUUGAACGUGUGGAGGAAAUGAGGAAGAAGUGGCCGGUGGCCUGGGGAAAGCUGGAUGAGGGAAGCAUCGGGGUGGUUUCGCCCUACGCCGACCAGGUCUUCCGUAUCCGAGCCGAACUUCGCAAAAAGAGGAUGCACGAGGUCAGCGUGGAGAGAGUGCUCAACGUCCAGGGUAAGCAGUUUCGCGUGCUGUUCCUGAGCACCGUUCGCACCCGUCACACCUGUAAACACAAGCAGACGGCCAUCAAGAGGAAGGAGCAGAUGGUGGAGGACUCCACUGAAGACCUGGACUACGGCUUUCUGUCCAACUACAAGCUGCUCAACACCGCCAUCACUCGAGCUCAGUCCCUGGUGGCCGUGGUGGGAGACCCCAUUGCGCUCUGCUCGGUGGGACGUUGCAGAAAGUUCUGGGAGACCUUCAUCUCCAUAUGUCAUGAGAACCACAGUCUACACGGCAUCAGUUUUGAACAGAUUAAGAUCCAGCUGGAGGCCCUGGAGCUGAAGAAGACCUAUGUGCUCAAUCCACUCGCCCCAGAGUUCAUCCCUCGAGCCCUGCGCUUGCAACAUCCACAGGCUCCUGGCAAACACCAGCACUCUCCACCAAAGGCGAAAGGACAGCUGGCCAAUCACACAGAGCCCUUUCCACCUGAAGGCUUUGUUCAGCCGAGCGCUGCUGUUUUGAUGGGCAACCCCAUUCAGGCCUUCACCCCGCCAGGGCCAGGAGCUCCAUCCUCCGGGAAAUCUCCAAGUCCUGUUCAAAGAAUCGACCCUGGAGCCAGCAUCUUGUAUGUGCCUGCUGUCUACGGGGGCAAUAUGGUCAUGCCCAUGCCUCUACCCUUGCCGUGGCCAGGCUAUCAGAGUCGUUUCCCUAUGGAUCCUCGCAUCAUGAGUCAUCCAGCCACCAUGGCGGCCUACCUGCGACCGGCGGCCAGUCGAACCUCACCUGUGCUGUAUGGAUUCAAUCACCCGUCACCUCUCGGUCUGAACCAGCAGCCCGGCACGGACAAGGAGCUGCUACAGGAGCCAAGCGGGAAUGGAAAAAUGGACAUAAAUGGAAAACCGGAGCAUUGCAGGCUGCUAACACCCGAGAGGAAAGCACCUGAGCUGAAAGAAAAACAGGGAGACCCAGAGGCGGUGCAGAACAAAAGUCCCGAACCCCAGUCGAGCAUGGGUUUCCCCGCCAGCCGCCUUAUGCGCAAAGACCCGCAGGCUCAAAGGGCCCUCAACUUCCACAUGGGGCCGCCGCAUCCCGGUUUUCCCCCACACCACGGAAACAGUCCAUUUCCACAGCAGUACGGACUGGCCAGACCUCCUCUCCGUAUGCAGACCCCCAUGCACCCCCAGGCCGCCUCCUUUCCCCCGUCGUUCUUCAGCGGGCCUCCGAUGGCACACCGUGGACUGCAGUCUCCGGUGCUGGAGGGAUUGGAGGGCGGCGACGUCUCGAUGGGGCCGGUUUCCGGAGGGGUGUCUGAAGAUCUGAAAGGUGUUGUGAGAGGUCUGCCCCCACAGUCGCAUCAGCAGCCUCUGCGUCUCAACAGCUUUGGAGAGGAGAGUUUGGACUCUCUGUUGGGUGAUACUCUGGAUGGUCAGGUUUCUUCAGGGUUGGAUGCUCUGGGCCCCCAGCAGCAACAACACACUCGUGUGGGUCAGUGGGGUGAACAUGCACCCUUCCUGCAGCCUGGAGUGGCUCCCUUCCCUCUGCCGCAACAGUUGGCUCAUCUCAGUCAGCCGGGCCUGCGACUCCCUCAGCAGCUUCUUCGAGCCGGCUGGGGUCUGGGUCCUGCUGCAGAGGAAGAGCCCAGAAAUGUCAUGCCCAGAUAUCCCGGCCUUUUGCGUGAGAUGCUGCCUCAGGAGCAAUACGAGCAGCGCGAGCCAGCCGACAUGCCUCCUCCUCAAUCUCGUCUUCUUCAGUACCGCCAAGUCCAGCCCCGAAGCCCCGGGGACCUGCCGUCGCCCUCCUCAUCCGGCAAUCCCAACCAUUUCCCGGCUCCGCCCUCCUACCCCGACACCAGCCGAGAGCCGCCCAUGAGCAGCCAGCCCUUCCAACAGCAUCAGGCCUUCAACCAGGCGUCCUUCUCUCUGCCACCCGAGCACACAGCACCGGGCGCUCUUCCGGUGAAGUACCUCCUGAAGGAAGCUCACUGGCCUCACCCCAAUCUGCCCCAGAGCCACGUGCUGGGACACGGUUUGCCGUUUGGCCUGCAGGCAAUGGCUCACAGACAAGAACAUGGUCCUCUCACGCAGCUCCAGCACCACCAGCAGCAGAAACAGCAACUUCAGGCGGCGCAGAACAGCCUGCACAGCGUAGAAGAGUAUGAACCACGGGGUCCCGGGCGGCCCCUCUACCAGAGGAGGAUCUCCUCCAGUUCCCCACAGCCGUAUCCGGACAGUCAGGAUCCUCAGGACCACCCCGCACCCUCCUACAGAUACCCAACAGCAGACUUAUGGCUGGGCAGCAGCGGUCCUGGCCCGGCCUCCGCUCCUCUCCACAACAUUCCAUGUAACGGAGCGAGCCACCUUGUCCCGCACCGGGAGGUUUUAGUUUCAAAGGCAAUGAGCGUCCCAGAUGAACACGUCAAGGCCGAGUGUCUCCCGCAGUCACCUCAUCCCGUUAGUGCCGCGUCCCUCCAGCACCACGGACAGUUUCCACCCCUCAUGCCCAGCAAGCAAACCCCGCCAGAUCCAGGAGGGGGAAACGGCAGCCCGGGAGCCCCCCAGAGGCCCGGCAACCCCAAACCCCCGACCAUGUCCUACGCCAGCGCCCUUCGUGCCCCUCCGAAGCCCCGCCCGGUGCCCGAGCAGGUCAAGAAGAACAGUGACCCCAUCUCUCUGUUACAGGAACUUAGCAUAGGCAGUUCAAACAGUAGCAAUGGCUAUUACACGUAUUUUAAAUAAGUCAAUAUAUAUGAGCUAUAUACACCAGUUAAAAAGAAAACGAUUGAAAAAAAUAGAAUAACAAUCUAAAAAAAACUAUAAAAAUGUCUUGAUUUUGUGGGUUAGUUAGACAAUUUUGCGUUUUAUUAUUUUUUACUCGCUUUAGUACUCGUUGGUUCUUUUACAGUUUGGCAUCUGUGAUUUUACAAACCGAAUCAGCAUAUACAUAUACAUAUAUAGAUAUAUAAAUAUAUAUAUCAUGAAUACCAAAACAUUUCAGGAAAAACGUUUUAAAAAAACAACAAAAAAAAAAGAUUUAUGGAAGAUAAAAGAUUUUUAAAAACACCAUGAAUUGGUUGACCACUGAGCUGCCCGUCUCCUGUAAUUUUGUCUGCUCUCUCUCUCUUUGCAUCCACUCCCAGAAGUAAAACCUGUUGAAGUGAUUUCUCCCAGCUGGCAUUUUUUUCUGAUGUUUAGUUUCUUGAUCAUUAUUGGUGUGUUUUCUCGUGCUUGCAGCUGAGUGGUGAAUUGACUCGGAUCAAAAAUAUUAUAAAAAGUUGUAUAGAUGUAGACAGACUUUUCUCAGAACUGUACAUAUGAAUAAAUGAAUACAUGAGAUCAAAAGUCUUGGCCUUUUUCUUUUACUUGCACAUAUCAGUGUAUACAGAAUCAAAAUGGGGACAAAAUGACACGGUUCCCACAGGUCCUUGAUAUCCUUGAAAGUUUGGGGGGGGAUUCAAGGCCCUAGAAAGUUUUUUUUUA